Molecule: messenger RNA, 3034 nt
Organism: Linepithema humile (Argentine ant)
Lineage: Eukaryota; Metazoa; Arthropoda; Insecta; Hymenoptera; Formicidae
Gene: Hrs
Product: Hepatocyte growth factor regulated tyrosine kinase substrate
Biological process (GO): receptor internalization; endocytic recycling
Cellular component (GO): early endosome
Molecular function (GO): metal ion binding; phosphatidylinositol binding; ubiquitin binding
Source: RefSeq, a predicted model, not a curated record
GCAAACAACCGGAAAAGGACGAGGUCAAACAGCAAGCGAAGAGAACACGACUGUCAAAAUCAAGUUGCAGCUGUUACGGAUUAAUCGCCGAGUACUGAUUAUUGUGCGAAGAUACAGAAAUUAAGUAUCGUGUGCUUCGUUAUAGUGACAAAAUGUUUCGCACUUCGACGAAUUUUGAUAAAUUGCUGGAUAAGGCGACGAGCCAUUUGCAGUUGGAACCAGAUUGGCCUACAAUUAUGCAAAUUUGUGAUCUUAUACGUCAAAGUGAUGUUCAGCCAAAAACUGCACUCACUGCUAUAAAGAAGAAGAUGAUAAACAGUAAUCCACAUGUAGCUCUAUAUGCUUUAUUGGUAUUGGAAUCUUGUGUAAAAAAUUGUGGAACAUUGAUUCAUGAUGAGAUAGCUACCAAACAAUAUAUGGAACAAUUAAAAGAAUUAGUUAAAACUUCCCCUCAUGAAAAUGUUAGAAUGAAGACAUUAGAGCUAAUACAAGCUUGGGCUCAUGCAUUUCGUCAUAGUCCCAAAUAUAGGACAGUUCAGGAUACAGUAAACAUAAUGAAAACUGAGGGAUAUCAAUUUCCCGCUUUAAAAGAAAGUGAUGCUAUGUUUAGAGCAGAUACUGCACCUGCUUGGGCAGAUGGUGAAGUGUGUCAUAGAUGUCGCGUAACUUUCAGCAUGGUUCAACGAAAACAUCACUGCAGAGCUUGUGGUCAAGUCUUUUGUCACCAGUGUUCCAGUAAAGUUUCUACUCUUCCGAAAUUUGGAAUUGAAAAAGAAGUGCGAGUUUGUGAAGCUUGCUAUGAGCAUGUUAACAAUACAUUACAAUUUUUCAGACCAUCUACAACGCAAACUAAAGAUACAGACCUUCCAGCUGAAUAUCUUAAAAGCACUUUGGCGCAGCAGCAGCAGGUCCCAACUCGAAAAACGGAAGAAGAACUAAGAGAGGAAGAAGAACUGAAUCUAGCAAUAGCUUUGAGUCAAAGUGAAGCUGAACAGAAAGAAAAGGAGAAAAAACGUGCUACAAGUGCUUUAAAAUCCAAUCCUACUCCCGUAUCUAGAACGGUGUAUUCACCACCACCAUCACCUGGUCCUAGCCCGUUACGAGUACAAGAAGACGAUGAGUUUGAACCCGAACUUGCUAAAUAUCUGAACCGCAAAUAUUGGGAACAAAGACAAACUGUAAGCGAGGAGCAUGGAACAAGAACAGAUGUGACCAGUCCAUCUGCACCUAACAUAAGCAGUCCGAUGCCCCAAAAAAUCAUACUUGUAAAACAGGAAAAUGGCGAAAUUGAUACUCAGAUGGAAGAAUUCGUAAGUGGUCUACGAUCUCAGGUUGAAAUUUUUGUUAAUAGGAUGAAAAGUAAUUCGUCAAGAGGAAGAUCAAUUGCUAAUGACAGCUCGGUUCAAACCUUAUUUAUGAAUAUAACAGCCAUGCAUUCCAGAUUAUUGAGAUAUAUUCAAGAACAAGAUGAUAAUAGAGUGUAUUACGAAGGCUUGCAAGAUAAAUUAACUCAGAUAAAAGACGCCAGAGCUGCUCUAGAUGCGCUUCGGGAAGAACAUAAAGAGAAGUUACGCAGGAGAGCAGAAGAAGCUGAAAGACAGCGGCAGAUGCUAAUGGCGCAAAAACUGGCGAUUAUGCGAAAGAAGAAACAAGAAUAUUUGCAAUAUCAACGCCAGUUAGCUUUACGAAAGAUUCAGGAACAAGAGAGAGAAAUGCAAAUGCGUCAAGAGCAACAGAAACAGCAAUAUAUAAUGGGCGGUUAUCAAGCAGUUCCCGAUUUUAUGGGACCUUCUCAAGGAUCGCCUGUUCGCCAUGUGCAUUAUCCGACUCCGGGAGCUAAUUAUAAUCCCAUGUCGCCGACAAAUCAAGGAGUUUAUAUGUACGGCCAACCACCUAUGAAUCAAUACACCAUGCAAGGUUACAACAUGCCGCCGAUGAACACUUUGCCGGUGCACAUGAUGCCGCCGCUUUCUAAUCCGGAGCAACCGUCGUCAGAUCCAUCCGUCCAAGGACAGGAGAAUAUAGGACGCAUGCCUAUAUCAGGACCGGCGAUGAUGCCGCCUCAGAUGACACCGCCUAUUCAGCAACUUCAACCAUCGAGCAACCAUCAGAUAGGACCUCAGCAAGGCGCUCCGGUGCACGUGCCACCAGGACAAGCUUCGGCGGGCCGGCAUAUACCACCUCAGCAAGGCGUCUCGUCUCCGAUGCCGCAGCAAGCACCACCUCCUACUCAAAUAGGAUUGCCUCCGAUACCUCAAGGUCACCUGACCCCUUCGUCUGGCUCGGUGGCUCCGGGAGGUCACGUACCCACCGUGGUGGGUCUGCCUCCGCAGAUGGGGUCGCAGCAACCGUCAACAAUGCCCGGUGCCCAAGGAACUUCGAUGCCAUCACACGUUUCCAGUGUUACUAUUGCAUCCCAACCUUCGGGUGUCAUUCAAGUGCCUGCCGGGGCUUGCAGUGGACCCGUUCCUGCAGCAAAUCAAGGAUUACCCGGCCCUCAACCGUCCGGUGUGCCGGCAAUGCAAGGAAUAACUCAAAUUUCAGGGGCGCAAUCAAUGCCGUUUCAAUCUGUGCCUGCAAUACCAACUACAGCCAGCGAAACUCCGCAAGAAACGGAAGAUGUCAAGCCUAGGACGGCAGAAUUAAUCUCUUUCGACUAAAUAAACCGAAUAUUACGUAUGCAUUUAAGGUAACAGAAAAAAAGAUAUUAUUUUACGUUUGUUUUUAAAUUGAAAGAUUGAGAUAUCGACAUUGCAAUAUUAAAAUAUGAUUGCUUAUUUUAUCGAAUUAUUGUAGUAUAUACAUACGAAGUAUGACUACAUAUAAAGAUUACAUUAGCAGGAUACGAUAACGCAAAAUAUGUGUGAACCUGCUACGUAUUAAUUUUAUAUACAUUGUGCAAUUUACGACACUAAAAUAAAAAGUUGUCUUGCUAUAUCGUUCCUUAAAAAAAUUGUUUAUGACAUACAUCCAUACGCAUGUACAGGAUAUGUUCUAACCUAUAAAACAAAUAAAAAUAUGAUUUCUAAUGUAA